Molecule: messenger RNA, 2068 nt
Organism: Phlebotomus papatasi
Lineage: Eukaryota; Metazoa; Arthropoda; Insecta; Diptera; Psychodidae
Exons: 5
Coding region: 80-1858 (592 amino acids)
Biological process (GO): mismatch repair
Cellular component (GO): mismatch repair complex
Molecular function (GO): ATP hydrolysis activity; ATP-dependent DNA damage sensor activity
Source: RefSeq, a predicted model, not a curated record
CUUCUCUUCCAGAUAAAGCUCAAAUCAACGACGCAUUCUCACACAGUAGGCUUCAAUUUUGUGAAAUGGAAGUGUGACAAUGAGUAAGAAAAAGGAAAAAAGUUUUCUCUUCGAGACUGUGAGUGGUAAGAAUGAUGGAAAUAGUGGCAAAAGGAUGAGGGAAUGUAGAGGAAGUUGUGGCUUCUUGGGUGCUCUGAAAUCCCUGCUACGUCAUAGCAUCACGACAGGAGCCACAUCAGUAACAAUUCGUAUCGAUUUGGAGUAUCCAUAUCUGCAAAUUGCUGACAAUGGUGUGGGCAUCUCGAAGAGUGAAAUCGGUGAAAUUGGGAAAACAACUUUUCUCGAUUUAAUUACGGCCGCUGAAGAAGUUUUAAUUGAAACAAUGACGAUGUCUAUGGAAAAAUCUACUGUAAUGAAAUUCCGCAACAAAGUUUUAUUGGUGCCCAAAAACACGGAGGUACUUAAGGCUGGAGAAGAAACCUUUGACUGGCUCCAACCCUCAUCACCAUCUCCAUGGGUGGCCCCAAAAGCAAUUUCAUGUACAAUUGAGAGUCCACGUCAUCAAAGACAUUCCGUUGGGACAACUUUUACAUUGACAAAUAUCCAAUUAUCAAUUAUGGAGAAAAUUGAGCAAUUGGACAAGAAAAUUGUCAAUUUCGUCAAACAUUUUGCCAUUGUUCAUUAUCAGAUGUCCAUCACCCUCAAGAACAUCAAAGGCAAUAAACUCAUCUUCGGCGCCAAGAAGACAAAAUCAAUUACCGAGAGAGUCACGUCAAUUUUCAAUUUGGCUGAUAUGGAAUUCAAUUCGAUAGUCAAAUCCAGCAACAAUAUUACAAUUGAGGCAUAUUGGGGAACAAAACUCUAUCAUUCAUCAGCCAUUCAGUUUGUCUUUAUCAAUGGGCAACCAUGUUCCAAUAUACGUCUCUUGAAGACCAUCAAGAAGGAAUGGAAGUGUGAUACUAAGAAGAAGUAUCCUGUAUAUGUACUGUGCAUCACAAUCAGAGCCAUUGCCAAUGGCAAUAUCGACAAAAUAUCUCAUGAUUCUGUCAUCAAGGAUUGCAUUCGAGAAUGUGUGGCUAAAAGUGGGGGAUUCAAGGAGGCAGGAUAUAUAUCUUCUGAUGACGAUGACUUGCAAACCACCAUGAAAUCCGUCUACUGUCGACCUCAAUUCUUUUGGGAAACUAAGCAGCACAAAAAGAAAAAGUCUUCUUUGCAGAAUAAGGAAGAUCUGGAAAUUUUCAAAUUGCCAUCACCUCGAGAAAUAGAGGAAAAUCACAAAAGACCCUGUGAAACAUCAAUUCUGGACAAGCAUACCAAAACACCAGAAAAAUCCAUCACAAAUCUCACUGUGAGUGAGAUUCAUCCAAGGAGUUCCAGGAGGUAUUUCAUAUCUCAAACUUCAUCACCAUUUUUUCCAGCUUCUUCCUCAAAAUCGAUCACUCUGCCCUCUCAAAAGUUCAUCAAUCAAUCCCUAUUUGUUGGUCACUUGGAAGAAGAAACAAAAAGGCUUCGGAACGAAGUGAACUACCUCAGAAAUUCCAAAGCCACUAUCGACGAGCUGAAGAAGAGACGAGAAGAGGAUCAAAGGAAAAUUGAACAAUUAACGAGAGAAAAUCAUAAGUUGAUCUCCAGUCAAAAGAGCCCCAGGGAUUUGCCUUUUCAUGAUGACGGCAGUGAACCAAAAAGACACAGAUUAGCACCAUCUCACGAAUGGAAACAUCCUGAACCCCAGUCUGGCAGCUCCACCACCAUCCACAUUUAUAAUUACAAUCAACUUACGGUUUUAAAUGGACAUCAAGGACCCGGAUACAGUGGUCAAAUUGACAAUGGCAAUAACUCUUUCAAAUCCCAGCUUUAACUAAAUGCUCUCCAGGUGAGAUUAGAGGAAAUACUCGGGAAGUAUUUCACAAGAAUGUGGUACAUUGCUUCAUUAUGACGUCAGCAUUUAUAAUUUGCAUUGUGUUCUGCUGAUCAAGAAUAAAAAAAGAAGCGCCCGGAAACAUCAAAUCAAUAAAGAAGUUAAAAUGAAGUUUAAUGUAAUAAUUGAAUAAAAUUUCUGUACUAUUAA